AUGAUCUCAGGAACAUCUCGUGGAGCCCUUGCUUCGUUAUCUAGAAGAUCGACUGGACUUUCCAUCCGUUCUGUGUCCAAUAGCGCCAGACUUUUCACCAUUGAACAAAAAGGAGGCUCAACCAUUCAAACUAGCCCAAGUCCAGCUGCUUCUGCUGCCAGUGCCGCUGCCAAUGCUGCUGCUGCUUCCGCUGCUUCUUCUGCUGCCACUUCUACACUUGCAGUCAAGUCAACUCCAGGAUUGUCUCCAGUACCGCCAAAGGCCGGUGACUUACCUCCACCACCCCCACCACCUAAGGCAAAGAAGUCGACUUCCUUGACGGGACUACUCUUGAAGACAUUCCUUUUCUUGUCUGUUGUCUACGGAGGUACUUUGUACGCAGCCACCAAGAAUGACACUAUUCUCGACUUCGUCAUUGACAACAACUUACCCUACCAUGAGGAACUUAUCGACUUAAUUGAGACCGGAUCUCUCGAUGAUGUGGAGAAGAAGUGGUCUGAAAUUAAGGCAUAUUUCUCCGACGUGGAAUUCAAAUUACCUACCAAGGAAGAUUUAGAAGAUUUGAAGUCGAAGAUCGAAGAAAAGACCAAAUUUGACUCUCCAAACUUCUCCAUCCCCAAGAAAGAAGUCAAUGAGGAGGUCGUUGUCACUACUCCCAUUGAAGGAACACCAGGCCAACAACUCCAAAAGCCUGUAGAACUUGCCCAAAAGGCUGUAACUCAUUUGCCACUUCUCAAGUUGUCCAGUGGUAGUUCUGCAGAAGAUUCUGUCAGAAAGACAGUAGACUCCUUCAACGAUCUUAUCAAAUCCAUUGACGUAACACAUUUGCUGCCAUCUUCCUCCGCAUUGAUCAAGUCUAUUAACGACAAUAUUAAUAUUUUGGAAAACAAGUUGAACAAGCUUUCUGCAAGUUUCAACGAGGAGCUUUCGUCUCAAUUGAAGGUGAGCCAAACCGAAGUUUUGGCUAAUUACACCAAGAAGGAAUUGGAACUUACCGAAAACUUCUUGCAUCAAUUCAACACUGAAAAGGUUCAAUUGGAAAGAAAAUUAAAUCAGCAAUUGGUACAAGAGAUUGAAUCUGCCAAGGAAACUAUCAGUCAGGCCGCUGUAAACGCUGUUACCCUCAUGAGGAUUGAAACCACCAAGAACUUCGAUAAGCUUGUCAAGGAUCAAAUUGACCAAGAAAGAGACGGCAGAUUGAAGAACUUGGCCAAUGUAAAUACCAGAUUGGAGUCUGUAGAAAAGUUCAUAGUAGACUUAGAGGGUCAACUUGUUCAAAAUCACAAAAAGACUGAAGUGCAAAAGGCAUUAAGUAAGUUGAAAGCUGUUAUUUUCAAUCUGAGUAACGGCUCCAAGCCACAACUUUUAGGUCCGUACGUAGAUGCACUUGCCAAGGCAGUAAGUUCCACUGAUGAUGAAUUAUUGAAACUUUCUGUAGCUGACCUUGCCUCAGUUGCAGCCAACGAAUCUACACAUUCCAUCCUCUCUCUGUCUCAACUUCUUUCCAGAUGGGAACAAUUAUUACCUGAAUUGAGAUCAGCAUCCUUAUUACCACCUAACGCCGGUCUUUUGGGACAUUUAUCCUCAAUUUUAUUUUCCAAGUUGCUUUUAUCUACAAAGGGAUCUAAGCCAGACGGAAAGGACAUCGAAAGUGUUAUCGGUAGAGUAGAACAACUGCUUACUAGAGGUGAAUUAGACGCUGCUGUGGAAGAUGUAGCCAGUUUGAAGGGAUGGUCAAGAAAAUUGGCUGAUGAUUGGGUUAUUGAAGGAAGAAAGAGAUUAGAAGUUGAGUUCUUGUUGAACUUGAUUGACUCUGAGGCUAGAGUGUUGUAA
Messenger RNA from Dujonia railenensis, 1833 nucleotides. The record is from the annotation of a GenBank genome assembly. Lineage: Eukaryota; Fungi; Ascomycota; Pichiomycetes; Serinales; Debaryomycetaceae.